AUGCCACCGUUUCUUGUGGUCGUGCUUUUAGCAGUUCUGAACUUGUGUGAGCCACUGUACCACGAUCAGUUCGCGAUACAUGUGCCUAGUGGAAAUGCAGAUGAGUUGGCGAACCGGCAUGGUUUUAUUAAUCACGGACAGAUCGGUAACCUGAAGCACUUCUAUCUCUUUUCACAUCCACACGUGAGAAAGAGAUCAGUAAAUUCAAGCAUAGGAUACGUGAAUACAUUAAAAAAUGACCCACAGGUGAGAUGGGUGAUGCAGCAGAGGGAGUUACGAAGAACAAAAAGGGAUCAUUCUGCGCGCCCGGUGAUGCGGCAAUCAAAUAUAAUAUCAUUUCCAGACCCUUUGUUUAAGGAGCAAUGGUAUUUGAACGGCGGUGCGGCAGAUGGGUUAGACAUGAAUGUUGGGUACGCCUGGCGGAAGGGUUACACCGGGAAGGGUGUUGUUAUCACAAUAUUGGACGACGGAAUCCAACCUAACCACCCCGAUCUGGCUCAGAAUUAUGACCCAGCAGCUUCAACUGACAUAAAUGGAAACGACACAGACCCGACACCACAAGACAACGGCGAUAAUAAACAUGGCACUCGGUGUGCGGGGGAGGUGGCGGCUGUCGCCUACAAUCGGUACUGCGGUGUCGGCAUCGCAUACAAUGCCAGCAUUGGGGGAGUCAGAAUGCUAGACGGCCUUGUUAACGACGCAGUGGAAGCGCAGGCAUUGAGUUUCAACACUCAUCACAUAGACAUCUACAGCGCUUCCUGGGGACCGGAAGACGACGGAAAAACCGUCGACGGACCGGGCCCUUUAGCGAGAAGAGCAUUUAUAAAUGGGGUUACAAACGGGAGAGGCGGGAAAGGCUCUAUUUUUAUAUGGGCGUCGGGAAAUGGCGGCCGGCAUACCGACUCGUGUAAUUGUGACGGUUAUGCAAACAGUAUAUUUACGAUUUCAAUAUCGAGUGCUACUCAAGGCGGAUACAAACCGUGGUACUUAGAGGAAUGUUCGUCCACUUUAGCAUCGACAUAUAGCUCUGGCACUCCCGGGCGCGAUAAAAGCGUAGCGACCGUAGACAUGGAUGUGCAAUUACGACCCGAUCAUAUAUGCACCGUCGAUCACACGGGUACUUCUGCGUCCGCUCCGCUCGCCGCAGGAAUUUGUGCUUUAGCUUUAGAGGCGAAUACAGUGCUCACUUGGCGAGAUAUGCAGCAUUUAGUAGUAAUGACCUCUCGACCGCAGCCACUCGAGAAGGAAGAAGGGUGGAUCGUAAACGGGGUAAAGCGGAAGGUGAGCCAUAAGUUCGGCUACGGCUUAAUGGAUGCAGGUCAAAUGGUUUCCCUAGCGGAACAAUGGAUAAGUGUACCGCCGCAACAUAUUUGCAAGUCACAGGAAAUAAACGAGGACAGGUCCAUUGAAACUUCUUUCGGAUACACAAUUUCCGUACAUAUGGACGUGAAUGGUUGUAGUGGCACAAUGAAUGAGGUCAGAUUUCUGGAACAUGUUCAAUGUAAAAUUUCACUCAGCUUUUUUCCCAGAGGAAAUUUGCGGAUAUUACUCACAUCGCCAAUGGGGACUACGUCCACACUUUUGUUUGAGCGGACCCACGAUGCGACCAGUUCGAAUUUCGACGACUGGCCAUUCUUGAGUAUACAUUUUUGGGGCGAAAAUGCCGAAGGACGAUGGACCUUACAGAUAAUAAACGCUGGAAAUAAUCACGUUACACAGCCAGGAGUGCUGAAAAAAUGGCAGCUUAUUUUCUACGGUACAGCAACGAAUCCGAUAAGAUUGAGAAAUAAAAACUAUUUCGAUUCGAAUAACGCUCAGCAGGAGGAAAAAACCUAUCACAUUAACGAUGUAUAUGACGCGUCCGAAUAUUCCCAGUUCUUAAACGAAAUCGAGCUCGGGAUAUCAGAUCGACACAGCUACUCCAAAAAUAUACCGUCUUCGCAAAGGAAAAAUGUGCUGGCAGAUGCGAACGAUAAACAAGUUCAGAGAAUGUGCGAUCCGGAGUGUGACUCUCAAGGUUGUUAUGGAAAGGGGCCAACUCAAUGUGUCGCAUGUAAACAUUAUCGUUUAGAUAACUCUUGUGUAUCAAGAUGUCCGCCGAGGAGCUUCGUAAAUCAGGGCGGAGUGUGCUGGCCUUGUCAUGAGUCAUGCGAGACUUGUGCGGGGGCGGGGCAGGACUCGUGCCUGACAUGUGCCCCCGCACAUCUCUUAGUUAUCGACUUGGCUGUGUGCUUACAACAAUGCCCCGAUGGCUAUUACGAGGACCCAGACGCAAACGCGUGUUUUCCCUGUGCCGAGCACUGUGAUACUUGUACGGAAAAGGCUGAUCUAUGCGCCUCAUGUGCACACAGCUAUGUAUUAUACAAUGGGUCUUGUUUGGCGACUUGCCCACCUGGGACGUUUCAAAAGGAUGACUUUGGUUGCAUGCCAUGUCAUGAGUUAUGUGAAUCAUGUAGGGGCCCCGGUGAAAUAGAAUGCAUAUCGUGUAGAAUUGGAUACUACGCUUUGGAGAGCCAAUGUUUACCUAAAUGCCCAGAGGGAUUUUAUGCUGAUGUUCAGAAAAGAGAAUGUAUUAAGUGUCCGAUUGGUUGCUCAGUUUGUUUGAAUGGAGUCUGUUCUGUUUGCAAGCCAAAAUGGUUACUCGCAAAAGGUGGUAAUUGCUUUCCAGAGGGCAAUGGAAAAUGUGACACGAACGAAUAUUAUGAAGGAGGACGUUGCAAAAACUGUCAUUCCACUUGCGAGAAAUGUAGCGGACCAAACGAAUGGGAUUGUUUAUCUUGUUCGAGCCCCUUGUUAUUGCAAGGAUCGAGGUGUGUUGCGGAAUGCGGUCAAGGAUUCUACCAACGAGCUGGCAGUUGCUCUCCGUGUCCGCUAACUUGUACCAACUGCGUCUCUAGAUUGAACUGUACAUCUUGUGCGGGUGCAUUACGCCUGCAAUCCGGUACAUGCCGGGCGACAUGCGCCCCCGGGUAUUAUCCGGAUGAGGCGAUAUGUUCGAAAUGUUACUUGUCUUGUGAAACAUGUACCGGGGCGAGACGGAAUCAGUGCGCGUCAUGCCCGCCCGAUUGGAGAUUAGCGGCGGGUGAAUGCCGGCCUGAGUGCCCGCAGAACUUUUUUUCGUGGGGCGAUAGCUGCCGACGCUGUCAUCAUUACUGCCAAGAUUGCUAUGGUGCUGGACCGCAGAGGUGUACGUCGUGUCCGCCGCACUUUUCUUUGGAAAAUGGAUUGUGUGUGGAAUGCCUUAGCUCACAGUACUACGAGCCUAGGACUAGGACUUGUCGGCCGUGCCAUGAUUCGUGCAGAUCCUGUUCAGGUCCUGGACCAACGAGUUGCGUUACAUGCGCACAUCCUUUACGUUUAGAUAGAGUUAACCACAAUUGUUUGCCGUGCUGUACUGAGAAUGCGGUGUAUUCGAGUGGCAAUCAAUCUACAGAUUGCUGCCAUUGUGACAGGGAUAUAGGGGGCUGUUUAAACGGUUCAUCUGCGGGCAAGCGGCGCAUUGCAGAGAACAUUGGAUCACAUAUGACCGCCUCGUUUUUUGUUGGCGACGCAAAAACCAAGCCAAAUAUCUUUCACCGUGAUAUAUUGAUAGUGUGGAGCGGCGUCGCUACCGCACUUUUGGUCAUGGCCCUUGUGAUUGUGAUAAGGAUUAACAUAAAACGCCGCAACCAUCUCACAUUAUACCCCAAAGCGGUAUAUUCUCAGCUGACGACGGUUGAUGAAGACCUAACAAAUCUGUCUUUGUCUAACACUAGCAAACUGAAAGUGACAGAGAGUGCUAUGAGUGCCCUCGAAGAACCGACUUAG
Pieris macdunnoughi is the source of this 3807-nucleotide messenger RNA. The record is from the annotation of a GenBank genome assembly. Lineage: Eukaryota; Metazoa; Arthropoda; Insecta; Lepidoptera; Pieridae.